AAAUAAAUCUGCAAUUAAGAAAGAGAAAAAGAUAGAAGAAGACGAGUCUCUGUUGUUUUUCAAUUCGCAGGCAAAACCUAACAAAAGAGAAAUCACCUUCAUUCCUGAUUCAACUCAACAAUGGCGGAUGCAUUGGCCGAUUCACACAUCGACAACAGCAACACUGCAGCGGUACAAGCCACCAACGAUGAUGCUUCCGCGAGUAAAUUGUCAUGUGUGAAAAAGGGAUACAUGAAAGAUGAUUACAUUCAUUUAUUUGUGAGAAGGCCUGUAAGGAGAUCUCCAAUUAUUAAUCGCGGUUACUUUUCUCGUUGGGCUGCCCUCCGGAAACUUCUCUACCAGUUUCUUGAUGUUGAGAAAAAGACUGAUGAAAAUGGCCCAACAAAGAUGCAGAUAUUAUCACUCGGAGCAGGCUUUGAUACAACAUAUUUUCAGUUGCAGGAUGAGGGGAAAGCACCACAUUUAUACGUGGAAGUGGACUUUAAGGAGGUAACAAGUAAAAAGGCGGCACUUAUUGAGACUUGCAGUCAAUUGAAGGAUAAACUUGGUGAAACAGCUUCCAUUUCAAGAGAGAAAGGAGAAGUGGUCAGUGCUCAUUAUAAAUUAGUCCCUGCAGAUUUGCGUGAUGUAAAACAAUUAAAUGAUAUUAUAACCAUUACCGAGAUGGAUCCUAGCCUGCCAACUUUUAUAAUUGCAGAAUGUGUUCUGAUUUACUUGGAUCCAGAUUCAAGUCAUGAAGUUGUUGGCUGGGCCUGUCGAACAUUUUCAACCGCAAUAUUUUUUCUUUAUGAGCAGAUCCAUCCAGAUGAUGCUUUUGGGCAGCAGAUGAUCCGAAAUUUGGAGUGUCGAGGUUGUCCUCUGUUGGGCAUUUAUGCCACACCAACUUUACUUGCAAAGGAAAAAUUAUUUCUGGACCAAGGAUGGCAGAAGUCUGUUGCAUGGGACAUGCUGAGAGUUUAUAAUGAUUUUGUUGAUGCUCAAGAAAGACGCAGGAUUGAACGUCUGGAAUUGUUUGAUGAAUUUGAAGAGUGGUACAUGAUGCAGGAGCACUACUGUGUGACUUAUGCAAUCAACGAUGCAAUGGGCCUUUUUGGGGAUUUUGGAUUUCUUAAUAACAACAACGUGCUUCCUUCCCCAUGAAGAAAGAGUAUCCAUACACUCUCACAGCACAUAUUUAUACUAUAUAUAUUUUUCUUCCCAAAGGCAUUAUGUGGCUGUUAGUUGUAACUCUUAAUCCAGGAAUUACUAAUGUUGGGGAUGUUGUUGUUUGUCUGUUAAAAAGGUUUGUGAGAAACUUGUUACAUAUUGUACCAGAGUUUAGCCAAAUGGAUGAUUGGUUUUGUGUGUAUGGACUAUGAUGGACUACCUCUUCAUGUAUUGUUUGUUUCCCACAAAGCAAAGAUACUUGCCUUUUUCUGCUAGCUGUUUGGCAAAGAAAACAUGGUGGGACCCACACAGCACCGACAGAUUGAUAAAUCAUCAUCCUGUGUGGGGAUAUGUCCAUGUGGAAGAUACAUGAAAAAUAGUAGGCUUGUUUAUUGCUUUUCAAUUUCAAUACAGACACUUUCUCUUAUA
Messenger RNA from Vicia villosa (hairy vetch), 1575 nucleotides. RefSeq names its product leucine carboxyl methyltransferase 1 homolog. The transcript has 13 exons. Gene Ontology annotation, molecular function: methyltransferase activity. Gene Ontology annotation, biological process: methylation. The coding region runs from base 121 to 1140 and encodes 339 amino acids. NCBI's taxonomy places the organism in Eukaryota, Viridiplantae, Streptophyta, Magnoliopsida, Fabales, Fabaceae. The record is from RefSeq and is a predicted model, not a curated record.